Molecule: messenger RNA, 4696 nt
Organism: Nycticebus coucang (slow loris)
Lineage: Eukaryota; Metazoa; Chordata; Mammalia; Primates; Lorisidae
Gene: SMARCA5
Product: SWI/SNF related, matrix associated, actin dependent regulator of chromatin, subfamily a, member 5
Exons: 24
Coding region: 366-3524 (1052 amino acids)
Biological process (GO): nucleosome organization; regulation of transcription by RNA polymerase II
Cellular component (GO): nucleus; chromatin
Molecular function (GO): ATP hydrolysis activity; histone binding; DNA binding
Source: RefSeq, a predicted model, not a curated record
AAUUCCCCGCGUCAGUCUCGCUUUCGCUCUCCUUUCCCCUUCCCCCAACCCUCUGCUCUUCUCCAAGUCAGCCCGCCUUCCCUGACCUCAGUGACCCGGCUGGCCCCGCCCACCAUCGUCGACGUGAUUCCCGCCGUGAGGUAAGCGUCGGUCGAACCCAGAGCCCCGCGGAAGAGGAGGACGACUGAGAGGGUGAGCUGCUGGCCCCGGCUCAGACCCGUCGCCGAGGCGCGGCGUGGGGCAGCAUCGGGGUGGGUCUCUAGCUCCUGCAUCACUUCAUUGUGACGUAGCCACCCAGGCCUAGGCCGCCUCCAUCCCUGCCGGACCCGGCCUCUGGCAGCGGCGGGUGACGCAGACGGAACAUCAUGUCGUCCGCGGCCGAGCCUCCGCCACCCCCGCCUUCCGAGAGCGCGCCUUCCAAGCCCGCAGCCUUGGCCGCCAGCGGCGGGAGCAACAGCAGCAACAAAGGCGGUCCCGAGGGCGUCGCGGCCCUGUCGGUUCCGUGCGCAGCCAGCGCCGGUCCCGCGGACGCCGAGAUGGAGGAAGUAUUUGAUGAUGCAUCACCUGGCAAGCAAAAAGAACUCCAAGAACCAGACCCUACCUAUGAAGAAAAAAUGCAAACUGACCGAGCAAAUAGAUUUGAGUAUUUAUUAAAGCAGACAGAACUAUUUGCACAUUUCAUUCAACCUGCUGCUCAGAAGACUCCAACUUCACCUUUGAAGAUGAAACCAGGGCGCCCACGAAUAAAAAAGGAUGAGAAACAGAACUUGUUAUCAGUUGGAGACUAUCGACACCGUAGAACAGAGCAAGAGGAGGAUGAAGAACUACUUACAGAAAGUUCCAAAGCAACCAAUGUUUGUACUCGUUUUGAAGACUCUCCAUCAUAUGUAAAAUGGGGUAAACUGAGAGAUUAUCAGGUCCGAGGAUUAAACUGGCUCAUUUCUUUGUAUGAGAAUGGCAUCAAUGGUAUCCUUGCAGAUGAAAUGGGCCUAGGAAAGACUCUUCAAACAAUUUCUCUUCUUGGGUACAUGAAACACUAUAGAAACAUUCCUGGUCCUCAUAUGGUUUUGGUCCCUAAGUCUACAUUACACAACUGGAUGAGUGAAUUCAAGAGAUGGGUACCAACACUUAGAUCUGUUUGUUUGAUAGGAGAUAAAGAACAAAGAGCUGCUUUUGUCAGAGAUGUUUUAUUACCAGGAGAAUGGGAUGUAUGUGUAACAUCUUAUGAAAUGCUUAUUAAAGAGAAGUCUGUAUUCAAAAAAUUUAACUGGAGAUACCUAGUAAUAGAUGAAGCUCACAGGAUCAAAAAUGAAAAAUCUAAGUUGUCAGAAAUAGUGAGGGAAUUCAAGACUACAAAUAGACUUUUAUUAACUGGAACACCUCUUCAGAACAACUUGCAUGAGCUCUGGUCUCUUCUUAAUUUUUUGUUGCCAGAUGUAUUUAAUUCAGCUGAUGACUUUGAUUCCUGGUUUGAUACAAACAACUGCCUUGGGGAUCAAAAGCUAGUUGAGAGGCUUCAUAUGGUUUUGCGUCCAUUCCUCCUUCGUCGAAUUAAGGCUGAUGUUGAAAAGAGUUUGCCUCCAAAGAAGGAAGUGAAAAUCUAUGUGGGUCUCAGCAAAAUGCAAAGGGAAUGGUAUACUCGGAUAUUAAUGAAGGAUAUAGAUAUACUAAACUCAGCAGGGAAGAUGGACAAAAUGAGGUUAUUGAACAUUCUGAUGCAGUUGAGAAAAUGUUGUAAUCAUCCAUAUCUCUUUGAUGGAGCUGAACCUGGUCCGCCUUAUACAACAGACAUGCAUCUAGUUACCAACAGUGGCAAAAUGGUGGUAUUAGAUAAGCUACUCCCUAAAUUAAAAGAACAAGGCUCUCGGGUACUAAUCUUCAGCCAAAUGACAAGAGUAUUGGACAUUUUGGAAGAUUACUGCAUGUGGAGAAAUUAUGAGUAUUGCAGGUUGGAUGGGCAGACACCCCAUGAUGAGAGACAAGAGUCCAUCAAUGCGUACAAUGAACCAAACAGCACAAAGUUUGUUUUUAUGUUAAGCACACGUGCUGGUGGUCUUGGCAUCAAUCUUGCUACUGCAGAUGUAGUAAUUUUGUAUGAUUCAGAUUGGAAUCCCCAAGUAGAUCUUCAGGCUAUGGACCGAGCACAUAGAAUUGGACAAACCAAGACAGUGAGAGUGUUCCGUUUUAUAACUGAUAAUACCGUAGAAGAAAGAAUAGUAGAACGUGCUGAGAUGAAACUCAGACUGGAUUCUAUAGUUAUUCAACAAGGGAGGCUUGUGGAUCAGAAUCUGAACAAAAUUGGGAAAGACGAAAUGCUUCAAAUGAUUCGACAUGGGGCAACACAUGUAUUUGCCUCAAAGGAAAGUGAGAUCACUGAUGAGGAUAUCGAUGGUAUUUUGGAAAGAGGUGCAAAGAAGACUGCAGAGAUGAAUGAAAAGCUCUCUAAGAUGGGUGAAAGUUCGCUUAGAAACUUUACUAUGGAUACAGAGUCAAGUGUUUAUAACUUUGAAGGAGAAGACUAUAGAGAAAAACAAAAGAUUGCAUUCACAGAGUGGAUUGAGCCACCUAAACGAGAAAGAAAAGCCAACUAUGCUGUUGAUGCAUAUUUCAGGGAAGCUCUUCGUGUUAGUGAACCUAAAGCACCCAAGGCACCUCGACCUCCAAAACAACCCAAUGUUCAGGAUUUCCAGUUCUUUCCUCCACGUUUAUUUGAAUUACUGGAAAAAGAGAUUCUGUAUUAUAGAAAAACUAUUGGGUACAAGGUACCUCGAAAUCCUGAGCUUCCUAAUGCAGCACAGGCACAAAAAGAAGAACAGCUUAAAAUUGAUGAAGCUGAACCCCUUAAUGAUGAAGAAUUGGAGGAAAAAGAGAAGCUUCUAACACAGGGAUUUACCAAUUGGAAUAAAAGAGAUUUUAACCAGUUUAUCAAAGCUAAUGAGAAGUGGGGUCGUGACGAUAUUGAAAAUAUAGCAAGAGAAGUAGAAGGAAAAACUCCAGAAGAAGUCAUUGAAUAUUCAGCUGUGUUCUGGGAAAGGUGCAAUGAGCUCCAGGACAUAGAGAAGAUUAUGGCUCAGAUUGAAAGGGGAGAGGCAAGAAUUCAAAGAAGAAUAAGUAUCAAAAAAGCACUUGACACAAAGAUUGGACGGUACAAAGCACCUUUUCAUCAGCUGAGAAUAUCAUAUGGUACUAACAAAGGAAAAAACUAUACUGAAGAAGAGGAUCGUUUUCUGAUCUGUAUGCUUCAUAAACUUGGAUUUGACAAAGAAAAUGUUUAUGAUGAAUUGCGGCAGUGUAUUCGCAACUCUCCUCAGUUCAGAUUUGACUGGUUUCUUAAGUCCAGAACUGCAAUGGAGCUCCAGAGGAGAUGUAAUACCUUAAUUACCUUGAUUGAAAGAGAAAACAUGGAACUAGAAGAAAAGGAGAAGGCAGAGAAAAAGAAACGAGGACCAAAGCCUUCAACACAAAAACGUAAAAUGGAUGGAGCACCUGAUGGUCGAGGAAGAAAAAAGAAGCUGAAACUCUGAAUACAUUUUUGUUUUGUAAUCACUAACUUUAAACCAGUAGUUCUUUAAUUUACGGGUCUUCCUAAGAUGUACUGUACCAUGCUCAAUUGUUGUCAUUCAAAGACAUCAGGUUCAUCUGUUUACUGAGCUAGAAACAUAGUAUGUAGUUUCACUUUUUUAAAUGCAACAGCUGUGCUGAAAUUUUUUUAUCAUUAACACUUGAAGUAAUAAAAUAGGCUUCAUUUAUUAAUAAAUGUUUCAUUUGAUUUAUUUUUCUAUUAUAGUUCCAUUUGUGAAGAUUGUGACUUUAUCAAAGCAAACAAGUUACAAAAAAAAAUUGCAAAUAACAGUUGUCUCUUAACGCUUCACUUAGUUGUAUAAUUGUUUUAAUUCACUUUGCCUUUGCAGAAAUUUGGGUAUUUUCUUUGUAGUGCUAUUGCGUCUCAUCUGGAAAGAUUAUGUAAAUUGCAUUCUCCUUAUUGUGAGGGUAGAAUGGGGGGGGAAAAGGCAAGACAAGUUAUAAUAAAUUCUAUGCAUAUUUCUGUUAUGCUUUCUGUUUUUAUAGAUGGCUCUGAAGUGAAUAUGCCCUAUUCUCUUUUGGAAGAAUGGCCUUUUAGUUGUAUAGCCAAAGACAUUUAGUAUUUUCCGGUUCCUUAAGGUGUUACUGUACCAUUUUGUAAAAGGAAUAUUAUUAUUAUUUUUUUUAAUGUUUGGUAAAUAUUUUGACAAAUGACCUUCUGAAGCAACCACAACUUAGAUAAUGUAGGAACUAAGGUAAUUUUUUUUUUUUUUUUAAUUUUGAAAGACCCAGCCAAAAUAAGGUGUGAAUUUGUUGUAUUGUUAAAUGAAAUUGGUAACAAAUGUAUUCCCUCCCACCAUAUAGCAUUUUUCAGUUUUAGAAUAAAUGAAAAUUUUAUUUUAUUAUAUUUUAAAAUAUCUUCUAAGUGUCAGCAGCAAAACUGACUAUAAUUCCAGUUUUUGUUUUGUAUGGACAGACUUGAUAAACUGGAAACCUUGAAGCAGGAAUACCCAAGUUGUAGUGUCAGGAUUUUAGCUGUACCAGAGGCCUUUAUGUGCUACACAUAAUUUGUAUAAAGUUUUAUAUGUGCAAAUUGGGUACAUAAACAGUUCUCCAUUUUUCUAAGGGAAUGCAAUAAAUGUAGCAUCGUGAAUAAAUAUAACUUUUAUAAUCC